CACCGACUCUGUGGAAAGCGUUCGUUGGCAGAGAAAAAGCGAGUUUUAAAUAGGCGAAGGAGAGAGAGAGACAGCCAAUUUGCAUUCUGAACCCAACAUCUCUCUCUCUCCCCCUCUCUCUGUCUCUCGUGGCCUUGAUUUUUCCGAUUAUCGUUGGAUUAUCUCACCGAUUUCAGAAAUCAUCUGGUUCGAUUUUGUGCACCAAGAUCGGCCAGACCAAACCGGUGGGGCGUUGUUUGGAAACUAGAAAAGAUGGAGUCUCAUGAUGAGACAGGAUGCCAAGCUCCAGAACGCCCCAUUCUUUGCAUUAAUAACUGUGGCUUCUUUGGAAGGGCAGCCACCAUGAAUAUGUGUUCCAAAUGUUUCAAGGACAUGGUCCUUAAGCAGGAGCAUGCUGAACUUGCAGCAUCAUCCAUAGGAAACAUAGUGAAUGGUGGCGCUAGCAGUAAUGAAAAGGACCCUGUCAUUUUGGGUAAGGUGGACGAACAAGCCGGUCCAGUUGAAAGAAAGUUUUUUUCAACAGAACGGUCGAGUGAUUCAUCCUCAAGCAACUCUUUUCAGAUGCCUGUGAAAGAGGGCCCUAGUAGAUGCACCACUUGUCAAAAGCGUGUUGGUUUAACCGGCUUCAACUGUAAGUGUGGAAACCUCUUCUGUGCAAGUCAUCGCUAUUCUGACAAGCAUGAUUGUCCCUUCGAUUAUAGGAAAACUGCACGGGAUGCUAUUGCAAAAGCCAACCCUGUUGUGAAGGCAGAAAAGCUUGACAAAAUUUAGGAUUCAUAGCUUGAAGUGAAAGGUUAUGUACUGAAGUAUGAUUCCUCUUUCUCUAUCCGUGUCUUUGUAUAAGUUGGCUGCUUGUCUUGUUAGGUGUCCUUUGCUGAUAGAAAUGGUUCGUUCAGUUCAUGAUAGUGAGGACAUCUUUAGGACAAGUCUUAUUCCUUGUUGAUUGGUGAGGAUUCCUUUAUUGGCUCAAAUGUGUGUAAGCCUUUAUUUAUGCUGGUUUGAUGGACGUCUUUGGGGUUCCUUGUAAUGAAUUCUCGGUUGGUAUGCAUUUCUUUCUGGUAGUACGUGGAAAAAUGCCAUUUUUCCGUCUUCA
Molecule: messenger RNA, 1093 nt
Organism: Corylus avellana
Lineage: Eukaryota; Viridiplantae; Streptophyta; Magnoliopsida; Fagales; Betulaceae
Product: zinc finger A20 and AN1 domain-containing stress-associated protein 8
Molecular function (GO): zinc ion binding; DNA binding
Source: RefSeq, a predicted model, not a curated record